AUGGACAAUCAGACCCAAGUCUCCGAAUUCAUCCUCCUCGGCCUUUCCCAGCAGCCCCUGCAGCAGCAGGCACUCUUCAGCCUGUCCUGCAGCCUGUAUCUGAUUGGGUGCCUGGGGAACCUGCUCACCAUCCUGGCCAUCAUCUCGGACCCUUAUCUCCACAGCCCCAUGUACUUCUUCCUCAGCAACUUGUCUCUCCUUGACAUUUGCUUUACCUCCACCACCAUCCCCAAGAUGCUGCUGAACCACCUCUGUGGGAACACCACCAUCUCCUUCGCCGCUUGCCUGGUCCAGAUGUAUUUCUUCAUCGCAUUUGGGGGCGCAGACAGCUUCCUUCUCUUGGCCAUGGCUUACGACCGCUACCUGGCCAUUUGCUGCCCUCUGCACUACAUGACAAUCAUGAGUGUCCUUCGGUGUGCCUUGCUGGUGGUGGUACUCUGGGUCUUGGCCAACCUCAUCUCCAUGGCCCACACUAUUCUGAUGACCCACUUGUCCUUUUGCACCAAUAGGAUCCCACACUUCUUCUGCGAUCUCAACACCUUAAUCAAGCUCUCUUGCUCUGACACGCAAGUCAACGAGAUGCUGGUGUUGGUGCUCGGGGGCUCAGUGGUUCUGGUCCCUUUUGUGUGUAUCAUUGCCUCUUAUACACCUAUUGCUGUGGCUGUGUGGAAGGUGCCCUCCACCCGGGGGAAGUGGAAAGCGUUCUCCACCUGUGGCUCUCACCUUUGUGUCGUCUUUCUCUUCUAUGGGACUGUCAUUGGGGUCUACUUCAACCCCACAUCCACAAACACCACCCAGACAGACAUGGAAGCCUCCAUAAUAUACACCAUGGUGACCCCCAUGCUGAACCCCUUCAUCUACAGCCUACGGAGCCGAGAGCUGAAGAGGGCCCUCAGGAAACUGCUCAGCAAGAACCACUUUGCUAAGUCUGUUUGA
Phyllostomus hastatus (greater spear-nosed bat) is the source of this 936-nucleotide messenger RNA. RefSeq names its product olfactory receptor 1361-like. Gene Ontology annotation, biological process: G protein-coupled receptor signaling pathway. The record is from RefSeq and is a predicted model, not a curated record. Gene Ontology annotation, molecular function: olfactory receptor activity; G protein-coupled receptor activity. The transcript has a single exon. The coding region runs from base 1 to 936 and encodes 311 amino acids. Gene Ontology annotation, cellular component: membrane. Lineage: Eukaryota; Metazoa; Chordata; Mammalia; Chiroptera; Phyllostomidae.